AUGAGAUUAUUAUUUUAUCAAUAAUAUUAAUUAUUGUUUUUCUUUGGAAAAAAAUAAGUUUUUAAUUAAUUUAGAAGAAUUCUCUAAUUAUUUGAAUGACUCAUCAAGAAAAUAAUGCAGCAAUCAAAUAAGCCAAUAGAAAGUAAUAGAAUAAUAUUAUCGUACGAAGUUUCCCGACAACUCAAAAACUUUCUUCUAUUCUACUCAAAAAAAGAAGAAAAAAAAACUUCUUUCCAUCAACAUCAACGGCGCGUGUACAGAUAACAUUAUAAAUACAAACUAACCAAAUAAUAACUCACUUAAAAUAUUUCAGUAAUUUUCUCUUAUAAUAACCUCACUCGAUUUUCCUCCUCCCCAUCGAUCUGCCAAUGUCCAACUUUAACUUCUCAUCGCGAGCUGUAGAAAUUACUGUCUUAUCAGGUGAAAGCCUUCAGAUCGAUCGGAGACCAAUCAAGAAGAACACCUUCGUCGUCGUCCGAUCCAUUGGCGGAAAUGAUUUCUGUUCUACGGAGAUCGACACCAAUGGCGGGAGUAACCCAAAAUGGAACCAGAAGCUCGUCCUUGAAUUGCCGGUUCAAGCAGCUGCACUGACCGUCGAAGUAUACUGCAAAAUCAUGACCGGGAUCAGACUCGUCGGAACGGCUACAGUUCCGAUAUCAGACUUUUCCGGUGGAUAUUUACCUGAUAAUUACUUGCAUUUUCUGAGUUACAGACUGAGGGAUGAGGAAAGUGAAAGGAAUGGGAUUAUCAAUUUGUCUGUGAAAACGAAAUUUGCGGCGGCGGAGGUACCCGAGUAUCGAUCGUGCGUGGCUUCGUCUUCUUCGUCGACGGCUUCGGUGGUUGGAGUUCCUACGAGUAAAAAGUACUCGAGUGGGAUCGUGACUGGUUUUCCUGUUUUUGGUCCACUACUUGAUCAUAAUAAUGGAAUGAUUUAGUUUUGAAGGAUAUAUAUUUUCUCAUAUAGAAAUAAAAGUUGUCACAAUAAGAUAAUGAAAGAGAGUGGAUAUGUUGGAAAAUCAAUACUGUUUAUAUCACUAUUAAUAUUAUACGUUAGUACUAUUAAAGAGUGGAGUGCAACUUGUGCAAGUGUGUAUAUAUUAUUUCAAUGAGAAAUGUAAAGGGUAUUAUGGUUAAUGUCACCUAUCAAUAUAUAUUAAGAUAUACUUAUAUAAUUUAAUAUUCGAUUC
This is a messenger RNA of Cannabis sativa, 1187 nucleotides long. Its product is annotated as BON1-associated protein 2. The transcript has a single exon. Lineage: Eukaryota; Viridiplantae; Streptophyta; Magnoliopsida; Rosales; Cannabaceae. Gene Ontology annotation, biological process: defense response. Bases 369 to 935 code for a protein of 188 amino acids. The record is from RefSeq and is a predicted model, not a curated record.